AUGUCUAAUCAGACCAGCGCAUCAUCACUUAUUACACCUGAUCUUCCCCGAAGUGCUAUAAAGCAAAGAGACGGUGAGGAAGGGGAUAGCAAAGGGACUCGUCGGAGGACGCACAGGCAUCCCUCGGCGCCGUGUGGGAUCCUAAUUGUGGUCAUGGCUUUGAAACCGACCGCCUCCGUACGCACUCCCUUCCGGGCACCUGACUGUUGGCCCCUCCUCCUGGCUCCACUUUGGAGAGGAACCUUCCGGAACCUUCCGAUCGCUCCGCCGUGCGAUGGGCGCACUUCUGGCCGCAUCAGCUGCAGCUGCGGGCCCGAGGACUCUGGCCCAGCUCCAUCGGGUGUUUGUGCCCUUCCGCCGGAGUCCCAUGAUCUGUGGGCUGUGGGGCAUGGCACGGCCAUGGCCACCGGCCGCCGCCUGUCUAGCAUUCAUUCGAAGAGAACGCAGGGGCCCGCCAGAGUGACGUCCGCACUCAGACCUGCUCUACGCUCAGCUGUGGCUUCCUGCUUCACGGUGGAUUCCCUGAUGCCCCGCCACUGCCUCCUCUCACAUGCACGGCACUGUGCCUUCUGCCGAUCCCCGUCAAGUCAAAGCCUGUGCCCACUGCAGGCUCGACGGCACCUGGGAUUGGCGGUGCUCGGGGCUGGGAGCAGAGUCGUGUCAGGGGCUGAUGCUCAGCAGGCCUUGUACCCAGCGUCCCAUGGAAGGGUCAGCACGAGAGCCGUGGGUGGGGCAGGCCCCUGGGAAGAAGGGCCACGGGGCCGCCGCCUCUUCCCGUGGACCUGGGGGCUGAGGGCAGCGCCUCUGUCCUCGACAUUAGCUCGUAGAAGCUCCGGUUCGCUUGUCGACUGGAAGCGCUUAGCUCGUAGAAGCUCCGGUUCGCUGGUCGACUGGAAGCGCCGCAGGGAGGGAGGUCCCCACUGA
This is a messenger RNA of Rangifer tarandus platyrhynchus (Svalbard reindeer), 924 nucleotides long. The record is from the annotation of a GenBank genome assembly. NCBI's taxonomy places the organism in Eukaryota, Metazoa, Chordata, Mammalia, Artiodactyla, Cervidae.